GGGCCGGGCAGCGCCGGGCGGGGAGGAGCGUGGGUGGCUGCGGUGUUUUCGCGAGCGCAGUCGCCGAAGCCGCAGUUGGGCCAUGGCAGAACCGCAGCCAGCGUCCAGCGGCCUCACCGAGGAGGCCGCCCUCGGCUGCUGCUCCGAGCCGGACCCCAGCACCAAGGAUUUUCUGUUGCAGCAGACCAUGCUACGAAUUAAGGAUCCUAAGAAGUCACUGGAUUUUUAUACUAGAAUUCUUGGAAUGACGCUACUCCAAAAAUUAGAUUUUCCCACCAUGAAAUUUUCACUCUAUUUCUUGGCUUAUGAGGAAAAAAAUGACAUCCCAAAAGAUAAAGAUGAGAAAGUAGCAUGGGUAUUCUCCAGGAAAGCUACACUUGAACUGACACACAACUGGGGCACUGAAGAUGAUGAGACCCAGAGUUACCACAGUGGCAACUCAGACCCUAGAGGAUUUGGUCACAUUGGAAUUGCAGUUCCUGAUGUACACAGUGCUUGUAAAAGAUUUGAAGAACUGGGAGUCAAAUUUGUGAAGAAACCUGAUGACGGUAAAAUGAAAGGCCUGGCAUUUAUUCAAGAUCCUGAUGGCUACUGGAUUGAAAUUUUAAAUCCUAACAAGAUGACAACUAUAAUUUAGUUCUGUGAGAAUACUGCUUUGCAAUUUCAGUGAAGACCUUGUGGGAAAUAAUAAAAAAGGAAAUGGUGUAAUUCAAGAUAUUCAGAUAACAGAAAUAUCUAGGACUGAAGGAUCAUUGUCCCAGUUCAGAUUAUUCUGAAGUCCAUUUCCCUUUCCUAUUUCAGCUAUGUUUUUUACCUAACUUCAGUCAUUAUCAUUUUAAAGUAGUGCUUUGUCUUGUGUCCUUGAAUGUACUUCUGUAACUUUACUUUUUUUAGGUAGUAAUUAGAACAUUUCCCUUCAGAGGGUGCAUUUGCCUUCUUUCUCCUAAAUAUGAUGUCUUUACAAGUCUACCUUUGAAUAAUCAUUUUAAAAAAAAAGAAAAAAAAAUUAACAAGUUUUUGUUGUGGUUACCUUCUGGGGUUUCAAUUCCUCAGAAAUCACUUCACAAUGGAAAGUAAAGAACACUGAACAAAAAUGAAACUUCAUUUAUACUUCAAAUGGUAUAAAAUGUUUAUUUUACAAAAGAGAAGGUAGUCUUGGGAGCAAGUCAGAAUCAGACUGACAAGGAUGUUGAUAGGAAAACUAAUUUAUUCUUACUGACAAAGUACUUUCAAAGUUCAAGGACUAACCUCUUUAUUUUGGGAUGGGAAUAAUAUUAACUGGGUAUGCAGACACUGGGCUUGGCUGUCACAUACUGUAUCUCAUUUAAUCCUCCCAGCUAUCCUCCAUUCUGUGAGAAAGAAAGCAGGCUAGAUGUAUAAACUGACUUUGUGAACUGAAGGCAAUAUAAAUAGGCUCAAGUACUCGAGAUCUGAUUCUCAUUUUUGGUUAGAUUGUACCUCAAAAAUUAGUACCUAACAGGAACUUUUCUCCACUCGCCUCUGCUGUGAAAACCAUACUUGAGCUUGAACGUUGUCCUCUCAGCCCUAGGGCCUGAGCACCACAGAGAGAGAAGAAGCAGUGGAGGGAGUCUGUAGCACACAAUUGUUCUGAGGACGCCUCCUUUUUCCUGGGCAAGCAGUGCCUGUAUUACUUGUGAAGACCCCUACCCCAAGGUCAUCCUGAUGCCAGUAAUCAUUUAGGAUGAAUGAUGUUCAGUGAUAAUAGUACUUAGUUAUUAGAAAUUAGCUUAAUGGGAUGCUUGGGUGGCUCAGCGGUUGAGCCGCCUGUCUUUGGCUCAGGGCAUGAUCCUGGAGUCCCGGGAUUGAGUCCCAUGUCGGGCUCCCUGCAUGGAGCCUGCUUCUCUCUGCCUAUGUCUCUGCCCCCCCCCCCCCCCGUGUCUCUCAUGAAUAAAUAAAUAAAGUCUUAAAAUUAAAAAAAAAUUAGCUUAGUGGCCUUUCUUGCCAUGAUUGAUAUUUGAUGGGUUUUAAAAAAUCAAGCUGAUUUUGACAAUCUCAUGGUCCAGAGAAUAAGAACAUCCAGUUUGUGGUUUACUGAACAUUUAGAUUUUCUGUUGACUCUAGUGGAAGGCCUUUGGAUAGGCUGUGCCAACUGUGCUUACACCUGCUAAAAGCACUUGACAUUUCCUUUUUGGAUGGAAUGGAUUUUGUGAGCAAUUCAAACAAAUAGCAGUACUUACAGACUGAAAUAAAAUCUUAAAUAAGGCUUUGUUUAA
This is a messenger RNA of Nyctereutes procyonoides (raccoon dog), 2234 nucleotides long. RefSeq names its product glyoxalase I (gene GLO1). Lineage: Eukaryota; Metazoa; Chordata; Mammalia; Carnivora; Canidae. The coding region runs from base 83 to 637 and encodes 184 amino acids. Gene Ontology annotation, molecular function: metal ion binding; lactoylglutathione lyase activity. The record is from RefSeq and is a predicted model, not a curated record. The transcript is spliced from 6 exons.